This is a messenger RNA of Prorocentrum cordatum, 1495 nucleotides long. The record is from the annotation of a GenBank genome assembly. NCBI's taxonomy places the organism in Eukaryota, Dinophyceae, Prorocentrales, Prorocentraceae.
AGUUUUCUCGCGCUGCGCGGCGCAGCGCCUGGACCCCGCCCGCAGGCGGGUUGCGGCGGCGCGCGGGCCUGAUGCCCGCUGGGCCGCCGGCCGAGCCUAGCAGCUGCGGCUGGCGCCGUGCAGCACCCGGUGCUGGCGGCCUCGCCGCGCCCCCCGGCCAUGGGAAGGAAGAGGGCGUUCCCAGUGGAGAUCGGCCUUCCGAAGCUUCGGGCAGCCCUCAGGAAGCCGGCCGCAGCAGAGCUCCCCAGAUCGAGUCCGAAUAGAUAUAAGCAGAUCGCGCGGGCAACCGGGACCAAAGUAGAGAAAUGUUCCUGGACCAAGUUGCGACACUAUUUCGGGAAGUACGCGAAGGGGGAGACGCAGCAGCAAGUGACAGCAGCGAUCCUGGCUACCCUGGUCGUGGCCGUCGAGGCGCGGCGGCUGCUGGCGGGCUCCCUCGCGGACGCGCCCUUCCAGACCCGCUUCCUCGACGUCGGUGGCGGCGCCAUCACCCAGGCCCUGGAGGCCAAGGCGCAGGGGGGGAAUACCCUAGGGUCCACUAUAGACGCUAUGCACUGUCAUAACGUCCGCAUCGUCCAUGACAGGCCCUUCGAGCCCCUCCAGCGGCUCACGCGUGCAGAGGCGGGCAUCGGCGACGUGGACAAGCUCCGAUCAGUCGCCAUGACGGUGGCGCUGAAUGGAAGCGGCGUGCUGGACCUCCUGCAGCGCACGGGCGGCAGGGCCCCCGGCUCCGCGGGGGAACUUGAGACCUUCCUCCGCGAGGCGUACGCCCAAAGGGUGCAGCCAUACUCAGUGCGGCACCUGCCCCAGCGGGCCUUGCGGGACCCCAUCAUGGCGCUGCUGGGGAAGCCCCUGUCGAAGGCCCGGGAACGCACCUACGUCCGUACCUGCAUGCAGGGACUCAACGCCUGGAUACCUGCAGGUUUCCUGAUGGCGUCGCAGACCUUGUGGGACGAUCUCCUGCAGGCAGACACGCACGGCGAGAGGUACGCCCACGUGGAACGGGCGCUGCCGGGCUACGGAACACUCCUGGGGAAGAACCUGGUGAACUGGCUCCAUGCCCUCAGGCUGCUCCCCAGCAGGCCAGACGAGGACUUCCUCGCCGGGCACCCGGACGGGCCCGGCGCCGAUGCCUUCCUGCAGAUGCACGGGGGCGGGCGUGACUGCCUUCUGCGCCAGGUCAACGAGCUCCUGCAGGGGAUCAAGACGGUCACGUGCAAGGGCCAGCCGGUCCGUGGUUGGACGACCCCAGUCCUCGAUAGCGAGAGCUGCCAGUUUAUGGCCUGCGCGGCCAGCCGCCUGGUCGAGGCCUUCACGAGCGGCCGUGUGCCACAGCACCUCCGCCGCAACGCCGUCGUGGCAGCCGAAGAAGCCGAGAUCCUCGCGAGGUGCGCGUCCUGGACGCCCGGGGUCGAGGCGGCCGCGAGCGGCAGCGCCUGAGGGCCGCGGCGGGGAGCCCCCCCAUACCCCUGCUCGCAGGCGCGGGCCGGCUGGG